AUGGCUGUGGCAACAGAAUCUUUUACCAGUCCUCAGUUGACAGAGCCUGCUCAUGCUCGCAUAUGCCUACCCUCUUCCCAUGAUCAGUUCCCACAAACCGUGACUGAGCUGUUCCUCCAUAACGUCGCCAAGUAUGAAGAUGCGCCAUGUCUUGGCUACCCUGCUACAGAUCGGGGCAAGGCUGACUAUGUCUAUUAUUCAUUUCACCAAUUGAACGGUCUCGUUGACAAAGCUGCCCGGUAUUAUGCAGAAUUGGGUCUCAUCUCAAAGGUAUCAGCAACCACCACCCCAGUGGUGGCUCUGCUGGCGCCCUCAAGCCUCGAUUAUGUCAUUUCACUUCUUGCCCUUAGCAGGAUGGGCUUUGCCGUUCUGUUUCUGUCCACCCGUCUGCCUGUUGAAGCAUACGUCAACUUGCUCCAGAAGACAUCUUGUCACAAGCUGAUCGUGGCAAACAACUACCUUGCAACAGCAAAGGAAAUACAAGAACAAUAUGAUAUAACCAGCAUUGGUAUCGUCGAUAAGAGUGUAUUGGAUGAUAUCGAGCCCAACGAAUUUACAUAUCCUCAACAAUCAAACACAAACAAUUCGAGCCAAGUCGCAUUCAUAAUUCACUCUUCGGGUUCGACCGGCCUGCCAAAGCCCAUCUUCCAAACCCACGAAGCUUGUAUCAAGAACUAUUCAAGCGGCAUCCCAUACCGCGCAUUCUUGACAUUGCCACUCUUUCACAAUCACGGCAUAUCGACAUUGAUGAGGGCAUUCUGCGCUGGAAAGCGAAUUUCCAUGUACAACGCCAAUCUUCCAUUGGCGGGAAGCACCCUGGCCGAGGCCAUUGCAGCGACUGGGGCUGAAAGCUUACAUUGCGUGCCUUUUGCGCUCAAGCUUCUAGCUGAGACUCCCGGUGGUAUUGAGACACUGCAGCGGUGCAAGCUCGUUUUGUACGGUGGAAGCAGCUGCCCAGAUGAUCUUGGAGACCUCUUGGUAAAGAAUGGCGUCUAUCUCGUGGGACAUUAUGGAGCCACCGAGAUGGGACAACUAAUGACUUCAUUUCGGGACCCCUCGGAUACGGCUUGGAAUUACUUGAGACCCCUCGAGUCUGUGAAGCCAUACCUCAGUAUGGUCCCAUUGGGCGGCGGUAGCUAUGAAUGUGUGGUGCUCGACGGCCUGCCGACAAAAGUCAUGUCCAACUCGGACGACCCACCAAACUCUUAUGCCACAAGAGACACAUUCAUUCCUCACCCCAGCAUCCCAGAUGCUUGGAAAUAUCUCGGAAGACUCGAUGACCGGGUCACGUUGGUCAAUGGGGAAAAGGUAUUGCCUGUCCCGUACGAGCAUUUUGUGCGCCAGCACGAGCUCGUCCAAGAAGUUGUCGUUUUUGGUGUCGGAAGAGCUGUCCCUGGCUUGCUUGUCAUUCCUAGCGACAAGGCCCGAGGCAUGGGACGAGACGAUCUAUUGCAAGAGCUCCUCCCAACUAUCCAAGCAGCCAACGCGCGCACAGAGGCAUUCGGGAGAGUGACUCCCGAAAUGGCGGAAUUUCUGGAUGUGGGUGCGGAUUAUCCUCGAACGGACAAGGGUACCGUCAUCCGCGCUGCAUUUUACAACAAGUAUGCUUCUCUGAUUGACGCCGUCUACGCUCGCUUCGAGACACCUGUUGAACAAGAUGGAGCUACGUCUCUGCGCGUUUUCAGCCACGAUGAGCUUCAGUCGUAUCUACUCAAGCUUUUCCGGGAAAAACUCGGGUUUUCAGACCUAACAGUUGAAAGUGACCUUUUCAAUGCCGGGGUCGACAGCUUGCAGGCCAUCACGGUCCGGGCGCAGAUUAUUCGUGAGGUAGACGUCGGAGGCAAGCCGCUCAGCUCAAAUCUUAUUUUUGAAUAUCCCUCGAUUCAAAACCUAGCACAACAUCUUACUUUGUUGAGAAGUGGUCAAGAAGUUGUUGCGGACAAUGAGGUUGAAGUUAUGCAAGAAUUAAUUGCCAAGUAUUCUGUUUUCCAGAGUCGGACGCCGGGCCAGAAUGAACCGAGAUUUGAGACUGCGCUUCUCACGGGUGCCACUGGCUCUCUCGGUGCCUUUAUGCUCAGCCAAAUGGUGCAGUUGCCUCAGAUGAACAAGAUAUUCUGCCUUGUUAGAGCGACAUCGCAAAGCCAUGCGCUGGAGAGAAUAGUGUCCACGUUUGCAGCCAAAGGACUCGCCCCUUUGACCUUGGACCAGCUAGCCAAAGUGUCUAUACUGCCCGCUGAUCUCAGCCGAGAGUCCCUUGGCCUGGAGCAACACGUGCUUGAUGAGCUGCGUAGCACCUUGACGGUGGCAAUUCACUCGGCAUGGGCAGUCAACUUCAAUUUGGGUGUGCGCAGCUUUGAGUCUCAGCACAUCCGCGGCACGUAUAACUUGCUCAACCUCUGCUUGGCCACGGAUACUGUGCAGCCAGCCCGCUUCUUCUUCUGCUCAUCAAUCUCGGCCGCUGCUGGUACGCCUAUUCCAGCCAGUAUUGCCGAGGCGCAUGUUGCCGACUGCAACCACGCACAAGCCAUGGGAUACGCCAGGUCAAAGCUGGUCACGGAGCAUAUCAUCCAAGCCGCGGGGGAGAAGACGGGCAUGCAGGCGCGGGUGCUGAGACUUGGGCAGAUUAUUGGCGACACUCAUCGUGGCAUCUGGAACCUCACAGAGGCCAUUCCGCUAAUGAUACGUAGCGCACGCAGCUUUGGUGCGCUCCCCGCUCUCGAUGAGACGCCGUCUUGGAUGCCAGUCGACAAGAUGGCACAGGCAUGUCUCGAACUCGCCGGUCUGGUACCAAGCUCGGGCGAUGCAUCUUCAAUAGUAGGUGGAGGGGAAAGCAUUCACGAUGCUUCAGUGGUCUACCAAGUUCAGAAUCAACGCCUCUUUCACUGGACACGGGAUCUUCUUCCUGCUCUCAAGUCUGCGGGGCUGGAAUUCGACAUUGUAUCUCAGCGUCAAUGGGUAGCUCUACUGCGCGAGUCCAACGCGGAUCCAAAGCAGAACCCUACGAUUAAGCUGCUGGAAUUCUUUACGGGGAAGUAUGACAAUGAUAAGCCAGGGCGGGAGGGUCUUGUAUUUGAGACGCGUGUUACAUCUGAAGCGAGCAAGACGGUUGACCAAGGCUUUGAUGUCAUUGGAAGUGGACUGGUUGACAAGAUGGUUUCAUGGUGGAGCUCUGAAUGGCGAUAA
Pestalotiopsis fici W106-1 is the source of this 3183-nucleotide messenger RNA. RefSeq lists its product as uncharacterized. The record is from RefSeq and is a predicted model, not a curated record. NCBI's taxonomy places the organism in Eukaryota, Fungi, Ascomycota, Sordariomycetes, Amphisphaeriales, Sporocadaceae. Gene Ontology annotation, molecular function: phosphopantetheine binding. The transcript is spliced from 5 exons. Bases 1 to 3183 code for a protein of 1060 amino acids.